Saccostrea echinata is the source of this 954-nucleotide messenger RNA. RefSeq names its product D(5)-like dopamine receptor. The record is from RefSeq and is a predicted model, not a curated record. Gene Ontology annotation, cellular component: dendrite; membrane. Bases 301 to 897 code for a protein of 198 amino acids. The transcript has a single exon. Gene Ontology annotation, molecular function: G protein-coupled serotonin receptor activity; neurotransmitter receptor activity. Gene Ontology annotation, biological process: G protein-coupled receptor signaling pathway, coupled to cyclic nucleotide second messenger; chemical synaptic transmission. Lineage: Eukaryota; Metazoa; Mollusca; Bivalvia; Ostreida; Ostreidae.
UCAAAUAUUUCGGAAAAAAUAGUUUGUGUGAUAUUUCUAUUUUCUGUUGUGGCAGUCACAGUGUUUGGGAACGCCAUGUUGAUUUUCAAAGUGGUGAGAAGAGCUGGUUUCAGUAGAAAAAUUAAUGUGUUUGUGAUUUCUCUGGCAGUCGCUGAUUGCUGUGUUGCUGUUUUAGUUAUGUUGCCCUCUAUUUUUCAAGACUUUAUUGACCAUUCACUAUUACAUGGAAAAUUGAUCAGAAAGAUCGUUUUUGCUCUUGAUUGCAUGUUUACCACAUCAUCAAUUCUACAUUUUACUUGUAUGAAUAUCGAUAGAUUUGUAGCCGUGAGUAAUCCGUUGAAAUAUUUUCAAAUAAUGACAGCAAGACUAGUGUCAUUGUUGAUCAUACUUUGUUGGAUUUUAUCAACUGGCAUUUCAAUAACUAUUGUUCUUCUAAAUUCAGAAUAUGUUGAAUGUGAACAUAAUCUAAUUGUUGAAGGAACAGCGUCAGUGAUUGGAGCUUUAAUUGCAUUUUACUUGCCACUAUUAUUAAACAUUGUAGCAAGUGUUAAAAUUCUUCUGAAAGUUCGUGACAGAAAGAAACUUCUGUGCAAUGAAAUGAAAGAAACAGGCAGAGCUCUAUGUCGUCAGCAGCAUAAACUUGAGGCAAGUGUUACCAGAACAAUUAUGAUAUUACAGGGAAUAUUUUCGGUGUGUACAGCACCAUUCUUCUUGCUUCUUCUUUUUGUGAAUGUUUUUGGAAUUAAAACCUCUUACACUGCAUGGUUAGUGGUGGCAUGGCUGGGAUAUUCCAAUUCAACCAUAAAUCCGUAUUUGUAUUAUUUCUUGAAUAAAAGAUUCAGGAAUACAAAUAAAGUUAGUCACACAAGGAAAAUGCAACUUGGAAGCAGAGUUUAAAUUUAACAUAAUGUUCUAACUUUUUAUGUACAACAACACGUAUAAACAUUACACAUG